AGGUGAACCUGUCUCCCUGCCACCAGUCACUUGGUGCUCAAGUCAUCCCGUCUUGGUGUGCCUGUCUCAUUCUCCACAGUUGCCUGUCACAGGUGUACCUGUCUCUCUCUCAAUAGACCAGCUCCUCCUGGCGAACCGCACCGACCCACGCGAUCGUCGUCAGAGCAACGUGUUGAGGCACAGCUGCUGUGUUUGUGAUUCAGUCUGUCAAUAAAGUUUGUUGAUACUCGAGUCCUGGUUGUGUCUCACGUUUUCAAUUUAAGUGGCGCUUCUCAAAUUUGGUGCAAUGCUGCUCCAGACCAGGAGGUGGCGACAUUGGACCAGCCGCCUCAGAAUUAACCGAGAAGAAGAGGCAACAAUCAUGGCGCCGUCUAGACGCAAACAUGCGGAUUCUUGUGUUAUUCCUGGUGGAUUUACAGUUUUAUCGCUCAAGUUCGACUGUGACAGCGUCGCUCAACAUAAACUCUUCGUUAAAGAGCACAAAGUUCGUGCAGAGAAGACUUCGCAGAGACCGUUGGACCGAACUUUAUUUGUCCUUAACAUUCCUCCGUACUGCCCCAAGCAUGUCAUCAACGAAUUGUUCGCACAGUUCGGUUGCGUUCAGUCAGUGGAGCUAAUGGAUCACCCGGGGUCACGACCUCUGCUGGACGCUAAACUCAGCAAAUUCUUCAAACCAGCCCAGAAACAGGGUUUUAAAGUCGGAUACAUCGUGUUUGAAAAGCCAUCGAGUGUCUCUGCAGCCAAGUCACACCCACACAGUGUUCCUCUGCUGGUCAGCACGGAGGAGCGGCCCAUCAGAACCGGACUAGAGAAGUGGAUCCAUCAGUACAACAGUGGCUUUGUUCAGCCAGACAAGCUGCAGGAGGUGGUGGACUCCUACAUGAGAGAUUACGACCAGAAGAAAGAGGAGGAGGAACAGCAGAAGAAGAAGGAGGAAGAGCAGCAACAGGAGGAUGAGGAUGGCUGGGUGAAGGUGACACGAGGUCCCCGGGGUGCAAAGGCCCGCCCCCACAGUGAGGCAGCCAAUAAAAGAACUCUGCAGAAAGAGAUCAGGAAGAAGAAAAGGAAGGAGCUGAUGAACUUCUACAGCUGGCAGCACAAGAACACGCAGAAAGAACACAUCGCUGAGCUGAGGAAGAAGUUUGAGGAAGACAAACAGAGGAUUGCUCUGCUGAGAGCUCAGAGGAAGUUUAAACCCUAUUAAAAGUGUCACAUUUUCCUGUCAUCAUGCUGCUCACCUGAACAAUUAAAGAAAACGAGUCCAGUUCUUAA
Messenger RNA from Synchiropus splendidus (mandarinfish), 1272 nucleotides. RefSeq names its product ribosomal RNA processing 7 homolog A (gene rrp7a). Bases 287 to 1204 code for a protein of 305 amino acids. Gene Ontology annotation, molecular function: RNA binding. Gene Ontology annotation, biological process: ribosomal small subunit assembly; rRNA processing. Gene Ontology annotation, cellular component: CURI complex; UTP-C complex. The record is from RefSeq and is a predicted model, not a curated record. The transcript is spliced from 8 exons. Lineage: Eukaryota; Metazoa; Chordata; Actinopteri; Syngnathiformes; Callionymidae.